Molecule: messenger RNA, 1497 nt
Organism: Emys orbicularis (European pond turtle)
Lineage: Eukaryota; Metazoa; Chordata; Testudines; Emydidae
Product: cytochrome P450 2H1-like
Exons: 9
Coding region: 1-1497 (498 amino acids)
Biological process (GO): epoxygenase P450 pathway; xenobiotic metabolic process
Cellular component (GO): intracellular membrane-bounded organelle; cytoplasm
Molecular function (GO): arachidonate epoxygenase activity; iron ion binding; heme binding
Source: RefSeq, a predicted model, not a curated record
AUGGAACCUCUGGGAGCAACAACUGUUUUCCUGGUUAUUUGUGUUUCUUGCCUUCUUUUCCUUUCGGCAUGGAGAAAGAGGUCUGGAAGCGGGAAGCUGCCUCCUGGCCCUAUUGCUUUUCCCAUCAUAGGGAACACACUGCAGCUGAAUAAGAAGAAUUUACCCCAACAUAUAGAUGAGCUCAGUGAAAAGUACGGCUCGAUUUUCACAAUAUACUUAGGCUCAGAACGGGUUGUGGUGCUGUAUGGAUAUGAGAUUGUGAAGGAAGCUCUGAUCGGUCUCGGGGAGGAGUUCAGUGGAAGAGGAAGUAUGCCAUUAUUUGAAAAAAUGGCCCAGGAACCAGGUAUUGUUUUCAGUAACGGGGAGCGGUGGAAGAAGCUCCGUCGAUUUGCCCUUACUAAUCUGAGAAAUUUUGGGAUGGGGAAGAAAAGCAUUGAGGAUCGUAUCCAGGAAGAAACCCGUUUUCUGGUGGAAAGACUCAGAAACACACAUGGGCGACCCUUUGACCCCACCCUCUUCCUCACCCACGCCGUCUCCAAUGUCAUCUGCUCCAUUGUCUUUGGGGACCGGUUUGACUAUGAAGAUAAGAAAUUUGUGACUUUAAUAAAUAUCAUAGAGGAAAAUGGCAAGCUCCAGCGCUCCCCCUGGACAGCGGUAUGUUCAGGGCUGUACAAUUUUUUCCCGACUCUCAUGGAUUACUUACCUGGGCCUCACCACAGGCUAUUUAAAAAUGCUUUGGAGUUCAGAAGAUUUGUUCUGGAGAGAGUGAAUAUGCACAAAGAGUCUCUGGAUCCCAACUGUCCUCGAGACUUUAUUGAUGCUUUCCUCAUCAAAAUGGAAGAGGAGCGAAAGAAUGGCCAGUCAGACUUUACUGUGGGAAGUUUGGUACGAAGCACAGUAGAGUUAUUUGUCGCUGGAACGGGGACAACCAGCGUCACCAUGAAAUUUGGACUCCUGAUUCUUCUGAAAUACCCAGAAAUAGAAGAGAAAGUUCACGAAGAGAUUGACCGUGUGAUUGGCCGAAGCCGAAGCCCCUGCAUGGCAGAUCGAAGCCAGAUGCCCUACACAGAUGCUGUGAUACAUGAAAUCCAGAGAUACAUCAAUCUUGUCCCAUUAGGUUUGCCACAUGCCGUGACUAGAGAUGUUCAUCUCAAACAGUACCUUAUUCCCAAGGGCACCACAAUAUUCCCUGCACUGAAGUCAGUUCUAUAUGACAGCAGGGAAUUCCCAAACCCAGAGCAAUUUAACCCAGGGCAUUUCUUGGACAAAAAUGAUGCCUUUAAGAAGAGUGACUACUUCAUGCCUUUUUCUGCAGGGAAACGGAUUUGCGUGGGAGAGGGUCUGGCUCGGAUGGAGCUAUUUUUGCUAUUCACAAUGAUUUUGCAGAACUUUAACUUGAAGCCUCUUAUUGACCCCAAAGACAUUGAUAUAACUCCAGUAACGACUUUUGUGUCAAAUGCACCAAAAUCAUACCAGUUCUGUGUUCUUCCUCGAUAA